AUGUAUGAUAUAUGCCCAUAUGUGAAUCCGGAAAAACGUCCUCCCGGGUGGAAGCCUGAUCCAGAGAUCCAAAAGAAAUUUGAUGAAUUGAGAAAAAAGAAGAAUCACCCCAGAGCCGAGAAAUUGAGAUGGAUUGAGAAGAUCUUGAAAGCAGCGAACGCAUCUUCAACGAAAGCAUCAAAUUCCGAAGACACUAAGAAAAAUGGUGCGAAGGAAGAACAAGCGAAUUUGGUUUUUGAUUCUGAUGAGUUUUGUGGAUCUGUAAUCGACACAGUCAUGUCAGCCGCAGCAAGCACUGGAGAUCUCAAACAUGAAUUCGUACUGGAUAGUGGCGCCACGGUGCAUAUCACCAACGAUAGGAGCAAUCUUACUAACAUGGGCACACAGACCAGGGUUCUCCUAGUGGGUAAUGACAAGAUUGUCGUGCACGGUCCUGGAGAAAUGAGGAUAUUUCCAACCGCUCCUACAAAUAGUAUGGUGAAGGAGAAAGGAAUUCGCAUCCUUGAAGCUUGGUUUGUGGAGGGCAUGCACACCAAUAUCAUAUCACUCAGCAAACUCCGGAAGCACGGUAUAGUGUACGAUGGUUUGAAUGAAUGCUUGUGGAGCAAGGAAAGGAGUCAACGAUUGUGCAAUAUCAAAUGUGACGGGUCGCUUUUCUUUAUCGAAUGGGGACGAAAGAGGGCCGCUAAUAAAAAACUAGAGAACGAGUUAGCUCUCAGUUCAUUCGAGAAAAAGACACUGAAGGACACGGCACAGGCAUGGCAUAAGAGACUUGGUCACCUAGCAAUUGAAGCUAUUCGGAAGCUUGGGCAAGCCACGGAAGGAGCAAUCGUCACCACAAAUAAGAUCAUGAACAGAAACGAGGAUGGCCUGCAAGAGAAAUAUGAGAUUUGUGCAAUGAACGACAACCGCAGGCCAUCCUCGUUUCUGUUCAUGAUCUUAUUUGUGGUGACGAUUGCUCCUUCCGUGGCUUGCCCAAGCUUCCGAAUAGCUUCAAUUGCUAGGUGA
Talaromyces marneffei is the source of this 1008-nucleotide messenger RNA. RefSeq lists its product as uncharacterized. The coding region runs from base 1 to 1008 and encodes 335 amino acids. The record is from RefSeq and is a predicted model, not a curated record. NCBI's taxonomy places the organism in Eukaryota, Fungi, Ascomycota, Eurotiomycetes, Eurotiales, Trichocomaceae. The transcript has a single exon.